AGUACCCUUGUUAGUUUGUUAUCUCAGCUGAUAAAUAUGGUAAACAAAUAGUUAUGAUUAGAAUCCAAAAAUUUAUCAAGGUCAAUAGGUAAAUGCUUGGAAUUUUAAUGAGUAUAAUUUACUCUAAGGUUUGAUUAACAUGGCUAACACGACAAUUUUGUAUGGAUACUGGUUGUCUUCUUGUACAUGGCGAGUGCGAGUUGCGAUGCAUCUGAAGAAUAUGGCAUUUGAAGAACGGUCAAUAGACAUCGUGCGAGAAAAGGCACAAUUAACUCCGCAGUUCCGAGCCAUUAAUCCAUCCCAAAAAGUUCCUGCUUUAUUUGUUGAUGGUGCUACAAUCGUGGAGUCGAUGGCAAUUAUUGACUAUCUAGAUGACACACGACCCGAUCCACCCUUGAAACCCAGUACACCAUUACAAAGAGCCCGCAUGCAAGAAAUCUGUGAGAUUGUUGUUUCCGGUAUCCAGCCACUUCAAAACAUUGGAUUAAAGAGCUAUUUCGAGACCGACGAUAAGUAUACGGUAUUCACAAAACACUGGACAGAGCGUAGACUUCAAAGCCUUGAGGAACUUUUGAAAAAUUCUGCUGGGGCUUAUAGUGUUGGGGACCAAAUGACUAAGGCUGAUCUUUGUUUGGUCCCACAAGUGUAUAAUGCUGUUACAAGGCACAAAUUGGAUCUCGGCAAAUAUCCGAUAGUCUCCAAAUUGUAUGAAAAACUAUUAAAAGAAGAAAGUUUCAGGAAAACGCACCCAAUGAUAGUUAAGGACCAGAAGAAAUAAAGGUUACCAACUUUGUUAUAUAAAUAUGGGUUAGGUAUAAGCAAUAUUUUUUUAAAUAUCAACGUUGUACUUUUAAAAGCUAUAAAGUGAAUUAUAUAAUUAGUGUUA
This is a messenger RNA of Pieris brassicae (large cabbage white), 886 nucleotides long. RefSeq names its product probable maleylacetoacetate isomerase 1 (gene GSTz2). The record is from RefSeq and is a predicted model, not a curated record. The transcript has 5 exons. Lineage: Eukaryota; Metazoa; Arthropoda; Insecta; Lepidoptera; Pieridae. Gene Ontology annotation, molecular function: glutathione transferase activity; maleylacetoacetate isomerase activity. Gene Ontology annotation, cellular component: cytoplasm. The coding region runs from base 140 to 778 and encodes 212 amino acids. Gene Ontology annotation, biological process: L-phenylalanine catabolic process; glutathione metabolic process.